CUCGAAUCGCUUCAAGCGCUCAGUUUCUGUGGAACUGUGAAAAGAUUCGCGUCGUGGUGAGGAGUUGCCGUUUUGUGUGUGCAUUGGGCAUCGAAUUGAACGCUGGCGCCUGCAAGGAGGAUCCGAAAUCGAUUUCUGUUGUCAUCGCCGUCCCGACCCGAUUCGCGAGCGGAGUGCAAAGUGGAGGAAAAUGUCUUUGGGUGGCUCGCCGAGUGCCACUUCCUGGAUCAUCUGUGAUUUCCGCGCGAGUGCGAGUUCCCGUGACAGUGAAUCAGGGCCGAGGUCCCUGGCAAGCGUUUUACCUGGCCGAGUUGUUGGCGGAGCGGCAGCGGAAAAGUAACAGUUCCUGACGUUGCCACUUGCCAAGAUUUGUUUUUUGUUUGUAAACGGAAUCGUGACCUGCACCAGGCCUGGCUGCGUAGUUGUCUGCACGUGAGCGAGUUGUCCUGUGCGUGGAUAUUGGCACCGGGCCUCCACCCUCACACCCUCCACCAAGGUCACGGUGCAGCGAUUGCGAUAGUGAAGUGUUUCGGAAGUCGCGCGAGUCCGGGCUAGUAUCGAUUUGUACUGGGUGAGACGCAUCAAGUGGCGAGUGUCCUGUGGAUUUGCGAGUCGCACUGUGCGUGGUGCGAACACUAAUCGAGUUUCCGGGGAGGUGCCUCAGCUGACCGGACCUCGGCCAGGCCCAUCGCGGGAGGCCGCGAGAAUUCGACCUCAGAACUGACUGUCAGUUCGUUUUCAUCUGUUCUUCGCGUAUUUUUUCGCCGCCCGUUAUUUCAUUUUUUCCGAUUUAGUUCUUUCCUUUCUUUAUAUUUUUACCGAAAAUUGCCGCCUUCAGAACGGAGUGUUUAGUGGAUGACGUGCUCAGUAUUCUGAAACUUUCCCUGAACCAGCUCUCAAAUACCCUCAGAAAGGCAGACAAGUCAUUUGGCCAACUACCCCCAAAAUUCUAAUUAGUCUCCGGUCGUGGUCCUUAAACACAGCCUCCAGAGGAGUCUGUUGUGUCGAAGUUCUGCAAAGAAUUCAAGGAGUAUGCGCUGAGUCAUACUCAAACGGAAAUUCCGGGGAUUCAAGAAAAGUCAACGAUCAACCACUGGAACUGUCAGGUCCACCCUAUCUAUCGAGAUCACCUGCUAGCAUCUAUUACCCUCUGGACCCAUCGCUACAAACCCCAGUGUAAAUAAGCCUCCAACGGCCAGCGAACACGCUGUCACCCCUUCUGCCGGGCACUAACCCCAGCUGCCAUUGGAUGACAACGAGCCCGUCUGCGUUUGUGCUAUGUUCAGAAUCCGCCGUGACAAAAUUUUUGAAAUUGAAGUGAAAAUUCUCCGUGUGGGAUCAGUAAUCGUAAGUGACUUCCGAAUUGUGAACCCUUGAGCCGGUGCGCAUUGAGUCCUGCGUGUUCACGUCCGUAUUUAGACCGCAAGGCUCCAGUGAAGUUCGUCCUUGGUAGUGUAGUGCUGACACCGGCGAAACCAGGCUAAGAUUUACGUAAACCAAACAGACACGCGCUUAGUGGUCUUAAGAUAUAUUUGCCAUUCAGAGCAGUAGUAAUAGUUCGUAAGGUUCAAAAAUAAUUUAUUGAAUUCCUAAUCAACGGGAAUAAGAAAAUUCUCGCGUUUGGUAGUCUAACGUACACGGAACAUCUUAAAAAAAUCGACAAAAUGGCUGAGGAAACAGUUCCACAAGUGAGUGAAGACGGGCAACAAGCCGCCAGUCCCAUCAAAGCAACCCUGUCAUACGCGUCUGUCCUGAAAUCUCCGGCCCAAGAGGCAGAACCAACAGACGACGGGGUUGUUUGCACAGCCCCCAAAAACAAGGUCGUGCCUCACAUCCAGAAAGAUUCGUCCCCUACAUCCGGCCUUGUGAACGAAAAAACUCCGAAAAUCUUGACUAAUGGGGUUAGCAACCAAAAGACCGUCAAAAACAAACUUAAAGCUGCGAAUUGCGAAACGAAAUCUCCCGCACGGCAAACCAGCAUCACUGAACGUGGUGAUCACUGCCCGCCAAAGGACUGCGGUGGAGAUGGGCCCGUGGAGGAGGCCUUACAACUGAGGGAGUUUUUGUGCGCAUGCAAGAAUAGCGAUGGUUGCGUCACUUUGAAGGAUAUCUUGAAGUCAUUCAAUGCCCCCAUUUCGGAGGAACAAGCGUGGGCGCUGAUUUAUCAGACGAUCAAGGUUUAUAGGGACGCGUAUCGUAGGGACGAUUUUCGUUUGAAGGAUUUAUGUGUACCCGAAGAUGUGGAGAACUUGUGCGUUCACAAUGAUGGGAGCGUGCAUAUUUCAAAUGGAGGAAGUGAUGCUGCCAGCUGCACAGUUACAUCUCAUAAAAAGAUUUUAAUGCAAGUGGGACUAGUGGUCUACACAGCACUUGACUACAAUUUACAAGCUGAUGAAGAGUGUUUGAUAUCUCAUGAUCUGGAACAACUGAUUUCACAUAUGACAGUGGAAGAUGUCGAUGAUGAGGGUAUUGAACGAGAUUCGGAAUACGAUGAGGAAGAAAAGAGCAACGAUACCAAAGAAUUGGACAAUAUUCUAGAGUUAUGUACACCUAGAGUUCAACCCGCUGUACCUGAAGAGCACUACAAAGCAGUAUGUCGAGCUUUGGCCACAGAAAGUUUAGAAUUAAGGGUAUUUUUACAAAAAGUUUUUCAUGGCGAUACUGAAUCACUACGACUGAAAGCUGACGCACAAACCUCAAAGCAAGAACUAGCGAAACUGGGCUUUUCUGACUGGUCAGAAGUGAGGAUAUGGAGAGCAUUACAAGCGAGGUUCUGGAUGCAAGUUGUCGAUGAGCUCCGUCGUGGAGUUAGACUGAAAAAGAGCAACUUUUCUAGAACACCAGUGGAAUAUGAGCUGACACCCUAUGAAAUUUUAAUGGAGGACAUUCGAGCCAGGAAGUACAAUCUUCGAAAAGUCAUGGUAAACGGAGAUAUUCCACCACGGGUGAAAAAGGAUGCUCAUGCAGUGAUAUUAGAGUUUAUUAGGUCUCGACCGCCUCUCAAAAAGGCUUCGGAUCGAAAGCUACCGCCACCAAUAAAGAGAACUCCAUCACCUCGGGAGCAAUUGAUGGAUUCGAUCCGAAAAGGUCGUACCUUAAGGCCUACGCAGACUCGCCUGAAGAAUAGACUACUCCCAACGUCUCAUCAGCAAACACCGCAACAUCAACAGCCUCAGAUUGAGCAACUCAAAAAAGAGGAAAGUUCACAAAAUCAGUCACCAAGGUCUAGGCAAAGGCUCAUAAAAGUCGACUUCUCAUUACUUCAACAGGAUGACGAGCUGUGGAAUCUACCCCCGUCAGGUUCGACAUCACAACUGCCCCACCAAAGUAAUUUGAAUUCAUCGCUCAUCUAUAAUAAUGAGAACAAUCCAAAUAAUAUUAAUACAGUGCUUCGACGAACAAAGAAUCCUGAAAAUACAAUUACCCAUGAUGAGUAUCAUAGAUUUUGUGACAACGCUCUUGAAUCGUACGAUCUAGCAACACAGUGCGAAUCGAGGAGAGCAUCAAUGCGACGUCAUACGAUAGUUGGUUGCCAAAGUAACAUUAGCGAGACCCAUUCAAUGCCACCAUCACGACCUGAUUCACGACAGUCUGACAAUAAACAGACAAGACAAAAGCAACCACAAUCAGUGUCAAAACAACCACAAAAUUUAUGCUGUGAUCAAGAAAAUGGUGGGAUUAGUAAUGGUCUCGGGUCAAACAAUUCAAGCAAUCUACCAUCUAUGGAAUCGUGGACCAAAAAUUCGCUGGAUGCUCUCGACGAGAAGCACUGGGCUGAAAGGAUCAGCGAUCGGCUGUCGUUGACCCUCGAGGAAAUUGUCCAUAUACGAUCAGUGAUGACUAAGGCUGAACUUGAGGGUCUUCCAGUUGGUGUGCGAAUUAAGGAGGAUGUUGAACGACGAAAAGUUUGCUUUCUAUGCUUAAGAACUAGGUUUAGUAUUUUCGGUCCGUGGGGUGUUCAGUGCAAGCUGUGUCAAAGAACGGUCUGUUCUAAGUGCUAUACGAAGAUGCGAAUACCAACAGAACACUUUCGUAAUGUUCCAGUUGUUCUAUUAUCACCUUCGCUUUUAAAUAGUCCGACUGGCUCGAAUGCUCCGUCACCAUCACAUCAUGCACAUAAUUCUGCAAGUUCUUCUACAACUGGACCGACAUCCUUAACGGAUGAAUCAUUUCCCAAGUCGUUGAUGGAGCGUUUGCUAAGGCCUGAGUCAGGUCGGAAGACUCGUAACACCGUCGGUAGUGCUCCAUCAUCACCAAAACACCAAAGAUCAACCACCAGUACACCUGGUUCAACCACUGCAGUGCAAAGCGAUCUCCACCAACAACUGAUGGCGAAAUCACUUCAUGUUAGUGGUCACAAUGCCGAGUCGUUAUCCACAAACGGUGGCGUUUUAUCUGCUAACAAUAAUAUGCUUAACAACAAGGAUAAUAACACCAGUGCAUCAAUAACGUCGUCAACGUCAUCGUAUAUGAAUGGACAGGCUGCCGCAGUGAAUCGUAACCUGAUUAUGUCUCGUAGCAUGGAGGGUCCGAAAAGUUUACCAGUACAAAGUCCUGCACGACCACACUCGAACAGCAGCACUCUUGAAAGAAAAAAUCGCUUUGCUCGAGCGUUCACAUUGUCUUCGUCCGCUCAUCUAGCUGAUCAGAAGGAGAACACCAUACGCGGUGAAUUGAUGGCUGUAUGCAAUGACUGUCGUGGAUUAGUGCUUGAGAUAAUCAGAUCGUCGCGUCAAACACGUUCAUCAGCUAGAAAUCGUGCUCUAAAGAAUCUAACACUAGAUUUAUCGCCUGUUUACAAGAGAUGUAAGAGACAGAACGAUAAAAGCAACUUGUCAUCAGCUCGAAUUAAAAAGCUUAAAAAUCUAAUUUGAAACGCAAACAAAACUAUUCAAAAUUCAGCCAUUCAUUAAUUUUUUUUACAGUAACAAUAGGAAAUUAAAUUUUGUUUCUUUGUAUUUAUCAGGUUUAUAGUUUUCGAUGAAUAUAUCUGUUUGUAACUUGCAUUAUUUUUUUCCUGAAAUUUAUAUAUCGAACUUCCCUUUGAACUUUUGUUUAAUGAAAAUCGUCCCACAUGUACAUACACAUUUGCAUGAUUUCCCCAUUUGUACUUUUUUCAAAUUUACAAGGGUCGUGACGAAGAAUAGACCGACGUAUUUAUAGUGGAAAAUAAAUGCAUGUAACAUCCCUCAAAUGAGUGUUUUUUGGAACAAUAGCUCGAAUCAUCCAUCUUCUGUUCUAUUUUAGUUGGAAGAUAGAUUUUAAUUUCUACAAAGUUUUUAUAUUUAAUUCAAAACAAAACAGACUCACACACACGGAAGGUUUGAAAUUCAAGAGGCUUUAACUUUUAUCAGAAUUUCCCGAAAAAAAAUCCUUUUGAAGUCGUAACUCUGAUAAUGUGAAAAUAAAACUAUGUCCUGUACUUGAUAGUGGUGUUAUCAUAUUAGUUAGGUGA
Molecule: messenger RNA, 5455 nt
Organism: Hermetia illucens (black soldier fly)
Lineage: Eukaryota; Metazoa; Arthropoda; Insecta; Diptera; Stratiomyidae
Gene: spir
Product: protein spire
Exons: 18
Coding region: 1665-4874 (1069 amino acids)
Biological process (GO): intracellular transport; polar body extrusion after meiotic divisions; actin nucleation
Cellular component (GO): cytoplasmic vesicle membrane; cell cortex
Molecular function (GO): actin binding
Source: RefSeq, a predicted model, not a curated record